AAUAUAAUCUGAAAUGUCUCUCCUCAGAGACCAACUGGAGGAGUAUGGUGGAGUCGUCAGAUGGGCUGGAGCCUGUGGAGGCUAAACCCAGCCAUCCUGCUGCUUCCUCUGGGUGCAGAGAGACAAACCAGCCCCCCUCCACCACCACCAACCGCAGCCCUUACUCCACAUCCUCCAGCUCAGAGCAGCCGUCCCUGCUCCAGGCCCAGGCCCGGGGGAGAGAGAGGAGGGCCGGGCAGACGACCGCUUGGAGCUGGCCUCCCAGCAGAGCACGGAGACAGGCAGUUUGGAUGGGGCUGCAGGGACCUCCUCAACUCUUCCAUCACCUCCACCACCUCCACCCUGGUCCCCGGUAUGCUGGAGGAGGCAGAGGAAGAGGAGGAGGAGGAGGAAGAGUACACACCAGAGCCCAUCUCUGUGGAGGUGCCUGCGGUCAUCAGCCGUAUUGAGUGCUGGGUGUCUAAGACACUGGAGAACCUUCAGCUGGG
Messenger RNA from Salvelinus sp. IW2-2015, 488 nucleotides. The record is from RefSeq and is a predicted model, not a curated record. Lineage: Eukaryota; Metazoa; Chordata; Actinopteri; Salmoniformes; Salmonidae.